Cetraspora pellucida is the source of this 225-nucleotide messenger RNA. The record is from the annotation of a GenBank genome assembly. NCBI's taxonomy places the organism in Eukaryota, Fungi, Glomeromycota, Glomeromycetes, Diversisporales, Gigasporaceae.
UCUGAUCCAGAAAUUUAUGGACCAUUUCAUUUUAAAUUUAAUGUAUCUAAAUAUAUCGAUUUAGAAAACUAUAAUAUAGCAGAAACACUCAAAAAAGCAAAAAAAAUAAUAGAAGAUAUUAUUGAUAAUGAUAUGUCAAAAGAUGAAGUUAUUGUAAAACAUGCUGAAAAUAAUCCACAAUGGCUUAUAAAUAAUUCUCAAAAUAUUUACUUAAUUAGAAAAGCU